UGGUGAGUGCGGCUGCGCAGAGCUGAGGCGCUAGUAAUGGCGGCCACGGUGCGCCUGCGCAGAAGCGGAGUACGGGAAGACCCCGCCCAUUGUGAUGCGAGUGUUGGCGAGUGCGGCUGCGCAGAGCUGAGGGGGCAGUAAUGGCGGCCGCGGGCGGCCCUGAGGCGACGGUGGCGGCGACUACAGCGACGGCCGAGGGAGCAGUGGCGGCGUCGGUUCCUGUGGCGGCCCCCACAGCGGCUGCAGCCCCAGUAUCGGUGCAGCGAGAGCCUGUGUACAACUGGCAGGCCACGAAGCGGUCUCUGCGGGAGCGCUUCGCCUUCCUCUUCACCAACGAGCUGCUGAGCGACGUGCGCUUCGUGGUGGGAAAAGGGGGCCCUCGCGCCUCAGGAGGAGGCGGAGGAGGAGGAGGGGGGCCUUCCCAGCAGCGCAUCCCUGCCCACCGCUUCGUCCUGGCCGCCGGCAGCGCCGUCUUCGACGCCAUGUUCAACGGAGGCAUGGCCACCACCUCCGCGGAGAUCGAGCUCCCCGAUGUGGAGCCCGCCGCCUUCCUGGCCCUCCUCAGGUUUUUGUAUUCAGAUGAAGUUCAGAUUGGUCCUGAAACAGUGAUGACCACUCUCUACACAGCCAAGAAGUAUGCUGUCCCAGCCCUGGAAGCUCACUGUGUAGAAUUCCUUACUAAGCACCUCCGUGCAGACAAUGCUUUUAUGCUACUUACUCAGGCUCGUUUAUUUGAUGAACCACAAUUGGCUAGUCUCUGUCUUGACACAAUAGACAAAAGUACAAUGGAUGCAAUAAGUGCAGAAGGCUUCACAGACAUAGAUAUAGAUACAUUGUGUGCAGUAUUGGAAAGAGACACGCUCAGUAUUCGUGAGAGCAGACUUUUUGGAGCUGUUGUUCGCUGGGCCGAAGCAGAAUGCCAAAGGCAACAGUUACCAGUCACAUCUACAAAUAAGCAGAAAGUACUUGGCAAAGCCCUGUCCUUAAUCCGUUUUCCACUGAUGACAAUUGAAGAAUUUGCAGCUGGUCCUGCUCAGUCUGGAAUUUUGUCAGAUCGGGAAGUAGUAAAUCUCUUUCUGCAUUUUACAGUCAACCCUAAACCUAGAGUUGACUAUAUUGACCGACCAAGAUGCUGUCUUAGAGGAAAGGAAUGCAGCAUAAAUAGAUUUCAACAAGUGGAGAGUCGUUGGGGUUACAGUGGAACAAGUGACCGGAUCAGGUUCACAGUCAAUAGAAGAAUUUCAAUUGUGGGAUUUGGAUUAUAUGGAUCUAUUCAUGGACCCACUGAUUACCAAGUUAAUAUACAGAUCAUUGAAUAUGAGAAAAACCAGACACUAGGACAAAAUGACACUGGAUUUAGCUGUGAUGGUACAGCCAAUACCUUCAGAGUUAUGUUCAAAGAGCCUAUAGAGAUUCUGCCAACCGUGUGCUAUACUGCUUGUGCAACUUUAAAAGGCCCAGAUUCUCAUUAUGGCACCAAAGGACUGAAGAAAGUAAUCCAUGAAUCUCCUGCUUCAAGCAAAACUUGCUUUUUCUUUUUUAGUUCGCCAGGUAACAACAAUGGCACAUCAAUAGAAGAUGGACAGAUACCAGAAAUAAUAUUUUAUACGUAACUUCAAGUAACUGAAAUAAAGCAGAAAAAACAAAUUGACUUUUUUUAAAAAUGGACCAAUGGGAGAUAUGGAAAACUGUGAAUCUUUGUAAAUACAUGAGCUCAGAUGUGUUACUGAAAAUGAAGUAUUGUACAUGGACGGUACUAAAAAAGUAUUCACUACUCCAAUAGCAGUAUGCAGCCAAAUCAUUCUUGAACUAAGAUAUUCUUAUCUGUACAUAAAUAUUUAACUUGAUCACUUUAAAUGUACUAUCCAUAACUUGGAAGCUGGAGCAGAAUAUUUGUUUUUCCCUCCCUGAAAUAAUCUUACUGAAGAAGGUCUAUCAUGUGUGGAUUAGGAUGACUAUGUACUUGUAAACUGAACUCACAUUUUAAAAAACAACUAAACCAAACACUAAAUUUGCAAUGAAAGUGUGAAGCAGAUUUAAGAUUGAUACAAAUUGCAUCUGUAAUUGUACUUGAUACAGUGUACAUAAACAUAAUCAGUUUUGUUGUGUACUGGGAAAAAGUUAGUCAGUUGUAUGAAGCAAUUCUUUAAAUAUAAAGUGAAGAGUGGAAGAAA
This is a messenger RNA of Sceloporus undulatus (fence lizard), 2174 nucleotides long. RefSeq names its product BTB domain containing 1 (gene BTBD1). Bases 141 to 1613 code for a protein of 490 amino acids. Gene Ontology annotation, molecular function: protein binding. Gene Ontology annotation, biological process: neurogenesis. The record is from RefSeq and is a predicted model, not a curated record. The transcript is spliced from 8 exons. Gene Ontology annotation, cellular component: cytosol; P-body. NCBI's taxonomy places the organism in Eukaryota, Metazoa, Chordata, Lepidosauria, Squamata, Phrynosomatidae.